This is a messenger RNA of Bombus terrestris (buff-tailed bumblebee), 9345 nucleotides long. RefSeq lists its product as uncharacterized. NCBI's taxonomy places the organism in Eukaryota, Metazoa, Arthropoda, Insecta, Hymenoptera, Apidae. The transcript has 14 exons. The coding region runs from base 1361 to 2896 and encodes 511 amino acids. Gene Ontology annotation, molecular function: protein binding. The record is from RefSeq and is a predicted model, not a curated record.
CGGUUAGCAGCCCCUAGCGAGUCGGGGACGCCUACGAAGCGGCAACCCCUUAGCGUUCAGUGGUACCGCAUCCUCCGUAACAGGCGUUACGCGCGCGUACCAUUACAUUCCGUCCGAGGUUCUUCGUGUAUACUUUUCUAUCUUUCGGAAAGUGUCAUCGAGUCUGUCACACCGUCUUUAGCCUCGAACUGUCAAGAAUUCUGUUCGCCGAAUCCAAAACCGGUAGUCGAGUUCUUUUCGGCGUCCAUGGUAGCUAUGCAACUUGUUCCGUGAAUUUGAUGUUCGUCCGUUUCUAUGCGAUUUCGUGUGUUUUCUCUGAUUCGCGGUUAUACGUACUGUGUCACUCGUAAAUUGACAGUUUGUUCCGUAUAUAAGUUCCGUAUUCGGAGAAGAGACGUUUGCGACGUAAGUUAUAAUUCCGACACAAACCCUCGAUCUCGUGAGAUACUUUAUCGCUUUUGAUAUAAAAAUGUUAUUAAAGAAGUGUGCUCUGGAAUUCACGCUAUUCAUGGUGCUUAUCAUCUUUACAUAACUCUAAUUAUCUAUAAGUGACCGAUUAAUUUCCCUUCACCGUGAAAACUGACCUUUAGCUUCUUCUCGCAGUGACAUUGCGCGAUUACAUUUCACCAUUGCGUACAAUCCGUAACAUUGUCACAUUGCUUGUGCUUCGGAAGCGCGUCAAAUUAUGAAUGCGUGAAUUCGCGAAGAUCAGCUGCGACUUUCAUCACAGAAAAUUUCGAUGAUCGUUGAGACGUCUCAUUAUCGUUUUUGCAGCAAUAUUUUGACAUCCAGAUGAAAAUAUUUCUUUGAUUUCCGUGAAAAUGCUUUACACAAAUGAUUGGUUUUAUUUAAGUGCGAGCAAAUGUGCAUUCAAGUAAUAAAGAAUUUUAUAUGUAUCCAUGGCAAAGCGCUUUUACUUUUUUCGAACGCUGAAAAGUACUUGUUAGAACUUGAAAACUUCGACGGCUCAGAUUUAUCACUGUCUCUGUUGGAAAUUGAUACAUACCAUCGCACCGUUAUGAAAUAAGUUAUACAGUUUCUAAUGAUAGAAAAAUUAUAUACUUGGAAGGACGAUUCAAUAGAAAAUCCAUACUAUUCUUACUAGCACAUCAGUUUUCGUUUCUUUGGACUCCUAUCGUUGUUUCGAAUCUCCAGAAGAAAGAUUCCACGAGAAGAGGAAAUUUGUCUUCAUCGAUUACGACUCGUCACUGAUUACGACUGGGAUGAAUUUGGGCCUACCCUAUCUGGAUAAAGAGAUGCAAGUACAAUGUUCCGACUGGAAAUCCUUCAAGUUCAUCCUGCAAUAACGUGGUUAUGGUGGAAUGAAAGAGGAAGAAUGCAGCACGGUAGAGGAGGCUAGAUGAGCACCAAUUUUCAGAGAGGUGCAUGUGCAGAUUACCCAGCAGUUAUAUAUAAGGCACAAACUCGUACAUAUCUGAGAGAGAGCGGAAGUGGAAAACGCGUGCGUGAAAGAAUACGCGGUCCAUAUCUGGCCCGCCAUUUUGGCGGCAUGGUCCUUUGGGCCACUAUACUAUUCCUACAAGGAGCUGGUUUUGUAGGAUCGGUGACAGGUAUUCCCGGUGUUCCGGAAAAUAUAACGGUGAUGUUCCUGAAUCCGACGUCUGUCCGUGUUUCUUGGAGCACCAGCCAAGUCGAACAAGUUGAAAAAUACGACGUCAUGUACAAGCCAACCGAUGCAAGGAAAUACAGUGACAGUUACAGGGUGGUGACGGAGGUCGCUGGAAAUAGCGAAGCUGUUACAUUGAGCGGUCUCAGAGCUGAUACGCAGUAUCAACUUGUCGUCACUGCUGUGAGAGCCGGCAAGAGAUUUCGAAGUCGACCAAUCGUCUUCCGUACACUUGAGCCACCACGAACAUCCUUUCCUCCGGAACAAGCGAUAACAGGCGGUCCUCUUCCACCUCCCCCACCUUCUUCUCAACAACCACAACCUUACAUACAAGUCCGUGGCGUAGAAGUGGGGAUCGUGGUGUUAGUGUUGAUUUUUUGGGCAGGCGCGAUAGCGCUGUUCUUCAAUCGUUGGGGAAAGAUUCGCAUGUUACUGCCGUAUCAACCCGAUUACAAGGAACAAUUGAAGGUUCCUGGGACUGGGGUAUGCGCAGCGGCGAACGCUGCAUACACGCAACAUCCGACUCAACACAGCUGCUCUCAGCAUCUGCACUGGUCGAGCCAUCACGUGGACUCCUUGGAUAGCGGAGGUGGUUUGGGCUGGCCAAGAACUUCGAGGCCGCGAGUGAACAGCGCCAUCGACGUAGCUGGCUUCCUAUCCCAGGAAUUUUUAAGACGGCACGGUUCAACGUCGAAAUUGUGCCGGAAGGUUCGCAGUGCAGAUAAUUUACCACUUGCGUCGACGAAUCGACAACAAGAUCAACGAAAUUCGAAAGAGGAAGGCAUCGACGGCGAUAAAGAAUCCUUCCUGAGAUCAACACUAGAGGAGAAGUGCGAGGAUUCGGAAUCAAAGAGGCAGAGUAGCCUCGAGAGUUGUCCAAAGGAUAAUCCAGACGUUUCGUUGCUCGAUCCGAAUCAUCAAUUACAGUCUUCAAGGGAUUCUCCAAUAACGUCUUCAUCGUCGUUCGUUGGCCGACGUUUCGGCGGAUGGCGAGCUGGCGGAAGUCACGAAUAUGUCCGGUGUCCUAUACGACAACCUGCUUCCAUGGAUGAGCGGUGUUUUCGGCGAUCUGGCGAUGCCGACGCUCGCUUACCCCGUUAUCAUCAUUACCAUCGACGUGCCGGGAUCGAACGGCACUCAAAGAGCUGCGACUACUCAAGACAUACGCCCGAAUCAAGCAUCGAGGUGCAACACUUUGGUCUGCCUAUACUUAGCGUCAGCGAACCUAGUCCACCAGACGAAAAUGACCGAGUGGACGAUUAUUUGUAGGACUUGCUUGCCGAGGACUUCUUGAAAGAGCUCCUCGUAUGAUUCUACAUGCUGAUUGCAUUACUUUGUGUGAUUUGAAAAAUCGAGUCGCGCAUCCAUUUAGAAAGGUAAACUGAAAGACAAAUUUUCAAUCGCACAGAAAUAAUUGUUCGUAAUGUUCUUAAUGUUCUCAAUUGUACGAUGUUAAUAAUGGCUAGAAACGAAAUUCUCUUUUAUUCGUAAUAAGUUCAAAUCGGAAUCUUUGUAACUACGAUUUUAAAAACGUGAAACGAGAGGAGGUAAAAUGUACGGCAAAUUAAAACGUGUAAAAUUAAAAUGCUCCAAGCGGAAGCUACGAUGAAAAAUCCAAAGAGAAAAAGUUUUUUACGCGAAAGCUCGAAACAAAGUUGUUGAUUACACGACAGUAAACUCGAAAUAAAAUGUUCCGCUAGGAUAUUCUAUCGAUUGCCGCCGAUAAUAUUCAAAUCUCGCAGUUUUACAUGCAAACUCGAAACGAGAUGUUCUACUGCGAAGCGUUAUCGAUUGCUAUCCGUGAUACGGAUUAUGCGGCUUUGCGCACAUAUCGGAGAUAAAAUUUCAUCAUGCACGUAUUACCUUUGAAUUGCAUUCUGGAAAGCAAUUUUUAAUCUAAUUUACAUGGAUUGAAAUUCGCGAUAUCGGAAAUUAAAAAGCUUGAAAUUUUAAGGAAAUUCAGAUUGAGAUUCCGUUUUGAAUCGACUCGGAUACGUGUUGAAAGUAAUUACGAACAAUGUGGCGAGAUGAAAAAUUCAUCGUACAAUAUCAAUUGCGUAGAUGAUUAGUCUGCAAGGUUUCGCUUAAAAUAAAGAGAGAAACUCUCUCUCUCUCUCUCUCUCUCUCUCUUUCUAAAUACACAUUCUUUGCCCCUAAUCAUUUUAAAUGUUGAUUCGUAUGCGAUAAAUCGAUAUUUAUUCCAAGAUAUCCCGUUCUAUGAUGUAGUAAAUGUUUCAUGUGACAUAUUAAUGUGGCCUGCCGUACGGCAUUGUAUCUGCCUACUUUCCUUUUCACAUACGUCCGUGCGGCCUUGUUAACUGGCAAUCGAUGUAAAACGAUUCACAGCACGGUGCAACGUACCAAAACAGUGUUAUUUGCAGACGUCUUUUACGCAAAAUUAAUAUUACGUAAUCUAUCGAUCACAGAUAUCAAAACAUUCAGGCACCGUAUAAGAGUCGUAUAAACUCGCUAUUUUAGAAGAUGAUGCGUUUUGUUAUCUCGUUAACGGGAUUUUACGAGUUUUUAUCAUUAUUUUACCCUAUUAUCGUUUGGAUUAAACGUGUAUCCUAAAAAUACAUGUGAAUGAUAUGAUGAAGAUAUUAAGUAAAAUAUGACUGACAUCUGAACUGUUUAAGAAAGAAAAAUGGUAGGGACAAUACGCAAGAGGAUAUAAAAGAAAAUUCAAGAUAUUAAUUAUAUAAGUAUUUUAUUACGUUACAUUUGAUAUGAACGGAGGAUUAUCUAAGAGCGUUUGCAACGUUUCUUCGAUUUCUUUACAUAUUAAUUAAUAAUUAGGAAGAAAGGUAGCGAAAAAGAUGGGAAUCCGAAAGUUGUAAAUUUCCAAUUUCUUAUAUCGAUAUAAUGAAGUUUUACAUAUCUAAAAACAAUUGAUAUACACGUUCGAAUUGAAAUUCUCGGAGUAAAAUAUGUAUAUCAUUGUGAUAAAAGUGUAAACGAGAUAUUUAGAAUUAUACUCUUGCAAUUAAUCACGUGCGUCUAACGACAAACAUAACACUCUAUAUUCGAAUUCCCGUAGUUUAAGAGAAUCUUAUUUUUAUCAGUGUUCAAAAAAAGAGAUCGAGCAGAGUCAAUAUUACACAUCCUAUUAGAGAGCAUAUAAUGACCUCAAGUAUAACGUUACGUGAACCGUUCGUCCUUCCGUUUAGUAAAACUUAAGCAACGACCUAGCGAAGAUACAUUUCUGCAGCUCGAAUGUUAAAUAAAUGUGCAAAUUCCUAAACUUUCUUUUCCUCUAAAUGAAUAAUUUUUCAACUGAAAAUUAAUUAUUAAUAAUGCGUGUAUUUUACACGCGUACCGAUUUACGUUAAAACGAACGUAAUGUAUAAUAAGUAUAAUUUUUCGAAAUAAUUCCCAUGGACUUCAGGUAUCUUUCUUAUUCUAACUUGUUCACUUGGUCUUCUGUUUUGAAGAAUCGAAAUCUGAAUUUUAUCGGAUAUGAACGAGUAAUCGGACGAAUAGGAUAAAAACGAAGAGAAUGUUUGAAAUUUGCACGAUUAUUACCAAUUAUCGAAAUCCAUUCUUAUUCAGCAACGACAGAUUGUGAAAUAUGUGCGACAGAUUCAAGUACUUGCCCGUAUUAUCUUGAACAUCGAAAAUCAAGAACUUAUCCACUAGGCUCGUAGGAAAUUUAAUUGAGGUAUUUUAUUGUUUAUUACACAAGGUAUUUUCGGACCAAUCAGUAUGAUAAAAAGGGGGCCAUGAUUUCUUCAGCCUGACAUUCAAUUUUUGUAACAUUAAAAUACUUGUGACUUGUAUGCGUAAGGAGAACAUUAUGUUUGCAUAUUGUUUAGUAUCUUUUCGCGAAUUAAAACAAAAAAAAAUCAGCAUUCAAAUAAAAUUUCGUCUGGAAAGCGGGAAAAUCUUCGUUUAAAAUGUACGAAUCUUAUGAUCUUGUUUAUGUAAGAAGCUUACUUUAGUAUACGAUAACUUAUUCGUUUUAAUUAUACCGAUAGAAAACAAUAUUGUCAAAUUCGGGGACCAAUAAAUAGUUAUAAAGAUACAACCACAAAGUUAUUAGCAUUAUUUUUUAAUAUCUUUUGGUUAUUCGCCAAUUUUCUUUAUAUUGCGUUUCAUUUGAUUUACAUAUAUUAAUUUUGUUUAUUCGCAAUGGAAUAAAAAGGUGCAUGAAUCGUAAUAAAUUUUUCUUUUAAGAUUAUACCUAAAUACGUCAAUAUCGAUCAGCCACCUUUCUUCUAACCAAUCUAACGAUGUAUCCUUUCUAAAUUAUUAUUUACGAUUUGUCGAUUAACAUUUUCAAUUCUAAUCUACUCAGAGUAACGCAUAAUGCCGCUUCAAUUCUACUUUUACCCAUAUAUUCGGUAAAAUAUCAUAAAUUGUACAGUGUAUACAUGGUAUUAUUAUUAGUAAUAGUGAACAUAAACGACCAACCGAAUAACAAAUUACUUUUAAAGACAAGCAAAGAAUUACACAUUGUAAAAUUCGAUUUCUACGAUACACGAAUAUGCGAGAUAAAAAUAACGGAGUCUGUAAAUAUAAGAAAAAUCGUAUCUCUGAAUCGCCUUUGCCGUAAAACAGCUUUAUGUAAGAAUAAUUUCGUAAUUGCUAAUAUCUUCAAAAAUAUUCAAUCUAAUUUAUAAUUUCGAACCAAUGGAAAAUAUUUCCAUGCUAAAUAACAAAUAACAAAAUUUGUUUUAACUCGAAUGGCGAAUAUUUUUCUACUUGCGCUGUUUUCUGUUUCCGCGUCGCGUUUAUCGCUGUAAUUUCCACUGCAUAAUUGUUAUUUCGACCAUAGAAACAUACGAUACUGGACGUAGUCGCGCAUUAUCUACAGUAUCCUUAGUUUCUUCGCUGCAAGUGCCCAACUACGAAUGCUGUCGCACGUAUUAAUCGAACUUAUACAUAUUUUGUUUCCACUUGAGAGCGAGCGAUCACGCGACCGCUCUCAGAGGGUUGAAACAUUCUCAACGCGGUAUCCAUUUGCGAGAGAUACUCUCGAGAGUAGCUCGCUAUAGUUUUACUCUCAAAUGGACACCUAGCUUUAAGUAGAUGACUAAUAUACAAUGUACGUAUCUAUAGAUGACAUAUUAUGGCACCUAUGAAAGCAAAUCGAUAAUGUAACCUUAACUCUUCUUACGAUCACCACGGUUCUUGUAUCUUCUAACUUUUUUCGCUCAAUGAUCCGACACGAGCACUACUAUACUCGUGUACCUUCCUUCGAGAACACCUAUGUAAAUAUUCAUAAUAACUUAAAGCGUUUUAUGACACAAUCAGAAUCGAAAUACGAGCGAUUUUUUUAAUUUCGUUAUAUACGAAUGACAUCAGGAAAUUACGCUUAAUUCUUUAUUCGAUAACAAUACAGGGGGGAGGAAAGAGCAAAUUGUUUUUUAGUACGAUUUUUUCUUUUAGUAUCGAAAGAGGAAGAAGUUACGAGCAAAUACGAAGCUUGAAAAUUAUCGAAUAAGAAACUAAGCGAUAAUAUGUAUAACAAAAGUUUAGAACCAAUGACUAAUAGUCAACGAAGACUUAUAUACAUAUAUGUAUAAUGUAUGUAUCUAUAAAUAUCUUCUAUGAUCGUACGUACCUCGUAGUGAAAGAUAUAAUCAAUGAUCUGAUAUAAAGGAUAAUAUUAUUUUUAUUCUUAAAUGCACAAGAACGUGCAAUCUUUGCGAAAGAAUUCUUAAAUGCGAAUUGUAUUAUAAGUAAAGCGGGGCUCAUGCUGAAAUCCACUGUUGAUUAGUCUGAGAAGACUGUUUAAUUAAUUAUCUUGUUGAUUGCGCAGAAACAACGAACCAGUAAUACGGUACAUUUCAUAAAUAUGCCGACUACCAUAAGAAUUAAAUGAUAUAAAGUUCCCAUGAAAGAUUUCAUGUUUAUUAGAUUGCAUACGAUUACAUUAUUUUGAUAAAAAGGUACAAAGUAUUGUACGUUUCAAGAAUGUUGUGAACAUAAUUCAUUUGAAAUCGGCAUUCACCAAAUGAAAUGAAUUGUCAAUUUUGAAAAUUCACUAAUUAUAAGAAACAUGUUACUUAUAACGUUUAAAAUCAAUGUUUUAUAGUUUUUAUAUUUCAGAAUUAUUUUCCGUUUAUGCUAGUUAUAUAUUUGGAAAAAUGUCCAAAAAUACAACGAAAAUAUACACCGUGAAAUUACCAAGUAAAGAUCAAUAUUAAAUAUUGUAAAUCUCUUUACGUAAGAAUCCAUGGUACAACCAUUGAAUUAACUAUGAAAUCACAUAACAGCAUGAGACCUGUAUCAGACAGAGAAAGAAUCAAUUACCUCCAAUAUUUAAUAAUCAUAGCUUUAAACAAAGAGACCAAGUAAGUAAAGAAGAGUUCAUAUUCUCUUACAAAGGGUCAGUUUUAAGAAAUCCCGAAUUAAGCAAUUUUUGAAACAAAAAAAAAGAAAAAAAUGGUGGCAGACGCGUGUUUUAAAGCGACUGUAGUAUCUCUGUAUAUAUAUACAUAUAUGUACUUAGAUUAGAAUUCUGAUCAUGUUGAUCUAAAGCAGAUCAAUGCUAUAUUAAACGAUCAUUUGAUCGACGAAGCUUGUACGUGUUGCGUAAGUUUCCUAUUUAUUAUUUGCAAACUCACGUGGGAAAGAGAGGAAAUUGUCAUGAAAAUAGAAGUAUUUGCAAAAGUUCAUGUCUACGACGAUGACCAAUAUUAUCGCCAAUAAGAUGACGUUGGGAAAAUUGAAGUUUAUUAUAUAGUUUAAUUGCAUGAAAAUAUAUCAUGUACUAUUUACUACAAGAUAGCUGAGCUGCGAAGAAUUCGUAAAAAUUGAAACUCCUUAAUAUGUUAUUUAUAAUCACGUAAACAUAAGUUUUUAAUAAAGUUAUUAAUAUAUAAGAUUUCCGUUUCUUAGUAGAUUAAAAAAUAAACUUAUGCGAUACAAUGAAUGAAAAACCAAAACGUAUGACCCUUUCAUAUAUCUUAAUUUCAAUUAUAUUAUAUUCAUUAAAUAUAUAUAGGUAUAAUUUUACUAAUAAAACUCCUUGAAUAACUAUUGAAAUAUUAAAUAUUGAUUUCAUAGUCAGAUACUUUUACGGUUACAUCGUCUAUUAAAUUAUAUUGAAGAACUUUAAGUUAUAUAUAUUAGAUCCUUAUUUGAAUACGAAACCAGAAAUUGUGACUUUUAUAUAAUCUACGUGAAUACCAACGAACACUAAUAAGAAAUAUUAUAAUUUAUAUUAGAGUACUAUUAAUAUGGUAAAAUUUUUUUUAUAUCGAUCAUUUUUUAUAGUACAUAAAUUUAAGAAAAGCAGUUGUACAAUUUAGUGUACAAAUUAGGAAACAAUGUGCUGAUUAAAUACCAUUUGUAAGUCCUUUGAAAAUUAUCAAUAUCUCAAUUUUCAAUUUUUCUUCUAUCGUUCGAAAAAAUUUCAUUCGUAAGCAUAUCAUAUAUCGAAUAAUAAUUGAAAUAAUUGAAAAGAAAAGCUUGUAUCUCGUUACAACGAUUGUUUAAUUUUAAUCUACUGCUGAACAAUUAAUUAUCGAAAUAUUCGAUAAUUCGAAGAGAUCAUUGUAAUUUACAUUAUUGUUGUGCACAAAAGAAGAAAGAGAGGAAUGUUAAAUAAAAUAUAUUACAAAAUUACAAUGGAAUAAUAUAGAUAAAGGAAUGGAAGAACGGGUCCUAUCUUUAAAUCUUUGUAAUCAAUUCCUCUUCUUGUAGAUAAAUGAGCGAACAUACCCUUUUUGUCAGAUAAAUUCCGUUAUGCGUACUGUACUGAUUUGUGGCAA